CACCAUAGGAGUCUGAAAUCAGACAAUCGAAGAUUCUCGUGGAAGUUGGACCAAAACUAACCAGAAACGAAGACCUAGAAGGAAUACAUCGUCAUGUUCUUGAAAAAGCUAUUAGUGAGCGUGUUACUGCUCAACCUGGUGGCUUUUCUGAUGGGAGCCAUUGUGACCACACGACGCAUCCAACCGCGGGAGACGAACUCCUGCGAGGGCCGCCAGAGUCCCGGACCCAUCUGUGAGUCAUGUGAGCUGCUGGCCACCUGUGUGCGCCACUCCAACGGAUGGGUGAACAUCCCCGUGGAGUCCUGCGACGUGGCCAACGGAUACUACUGCAAUGCCCGACUGGGCAGCUGCACCAACGAGACGGGGCCCUGUCAUCCGUUCGGGAUCGAGGGCAACUUCCAGUGCACCUCGCAAGGCAUCUUUCCGGAUCCGUACGACUGCCAGAAGUACCACAUGUGCUACUUCGUGGGGGCCACUCUGGUGGCUGCUGCCGUGGACUGUGGCAACGACAAGGCCUUCGAUGCGAGGACUGGCCAGUGCACUUUGACCCUGACGGACUCCGUCUGCCUGCAGCGGCAGUACUACUGCCCCAGUGCCGGACACGUGGCCGCCUGGCCCACUAACCCCAAUAUUUUCUACGUCUGCAAGUCGACCGUUAACCAGAACCUGAACGACACCAUCGUCAUCUACCCCUCGCUGCACAGGUGCAACGAUGGGGAGACCUUCGUGGACUACGUCUGCCGCAGCGGCGCGAAUGUCCUGCCGCCCAGUACCGACGAUCCUUCUGUAAUCAUCGAGGAUCCCAACGACGACGACUUCUCGGUGCUGCCCAAUACCUGCCAGCACGUGGGCUUGAUGGCCGAUGGCAACGACUGCCGCAAGUACUACUACUGCUCAGCUCUGAACGGCACCCUGCGGCACAUGGACUGCCCCAAUGGGACUUUCUACCGCCCCGAGCUGUCCUCCUGCGUCCUGGGAAGCUGCUAAGGAAGAUGCAUCCCUCUAUUUUAUUUAUUCUUCACGGGAUUAUAUUACA
This is a messenger RNA of Drosophila teissieri, 1036 nucleotides long. RefSeq lists its product as uncharacterized. Gene Ontology annotation, molecular function: chitin binding. Bases 94 to 987 code for a protein of 297 amino acids. NCBI's taxonomy places the organism in Eukaryota, Metazoa, Arthropoda, Insecta, Diptera, Drosophilidae. The transcript is spliced from 2 exons. The record is from RefSeq and is a predicted model, not a curated record. Gene Ontology annotation, cellular component: extracellular region.